Messenger RNA from Pelobates fuscus (common spadefoot toad), 1965 nucleotides. RefSeq names its product HIG1 hypoxia inducible domain family member 1B (gene HIGD1B). Gene Ontology annotation, cellular component: mitochondrion. NCBI's taxonomy places the organism in Eukaryota, Metazoa, Chordata, Amphibia, Anura, Pelobatidae. Gene Ontology annotation, biological process: mitochondrial respirasome assembly. The transcript has 4 exons. The coding region runs from base 345 to 707 and encodes 120 amino acids. The record is from RefSeq and is a predicted model, not a curated record.
UGAGUGACAGUGGCUCGGACAGCGACCCUGGCUACCAUUCCCAGGCUCUCUAUGGACGAGAGCCCAGUCUGCCCCGUACAUAAAGCACCUCUGUGAAAACAAGAGUCCAGUUUUAGCAGGACUGACCUAGGCUGCUGGAGGAAAAAAAAACAACAAAACUAAGUUUCAAACUUCAUCAUAUCCAGCAACUGAGAAUCUUCUCAAUGCUCCUCUGAAGACGUGUCUGCUCUGUUGACGUCUGAAGCCUCCAUCUGUCAUACCUGUGCUAUGUUUAUACCGGGCACUUCAUUUGGGCAACUCUUCUUGGGUUGAGCAGCCUGUCGGACUUACAUGUAGCGCACCACAUGGGCACUGUUUUUUUUAACGGCGGCAAGAUGUCUAUAGACCAGGACUCCUGGGUACCUGAGGAUCAGGAAAGCGUUACAGGAAAGCUGCAACGAAAGAUGAAGCAGUCCCCUCUUGUCCCUGUAGGUUUGGCCGGGUUUGCUGUGAUUGUAGCAUACGGACUAUAUCGUCUCAAGGGAAGAGGAGAUGUCAAAAUGUCCGUGCACCUCAUACACACUCGCGUGGCAGCUCAGGCUUGUGUGGUGGCCGCAACUGCACUGGGGACAUCCUACUCAAUCUACAAGGAGUACAGGCAAAGACAAUCAUUGGAGAGAUCGACUGUGAGCGAACAACUGAAAAGAGAACAUUCUACAAAGGAUUGAAAAUUAUUUAAUUCAGACCAAGCGGUUACCGGAAAAAAAAAAAGAAGUUCAUUACAUUUAAAGUCUAUUUUUUUCGAACACUCCUAAAUAAACGUUGAUAUUGUUUGGUGAUCCAGCGAACAAAGAGACAAAGCUUAUAUAUUCAUAGACACACACCUGUUCAAGUUAAAUGAACUGACGAUUAAAUAAUCACCUUACAUUUUGUGCGACCAGAUUUUGUCUUUAUACUUUUGAUUCAUUGGAUUUUAGGUUUACUGGCUUCACGAGAAUAUAUUUAGGAAAUGCAACAAUUUUGACACGGACAGACUUUGAUUUGUCAGGUAGAGUCAGCACACGUGAUCUGAAUAUGUUUGGAUGCAACUUAAAACUGUGUUGAAGGCUUAGGGGGAUAAUAAAGAUAUCUGCCAAUGCAUGUAGUAUUAACACAGAAUUCUCUGAAACUUUGUUUAAACCGGGAAAUUCUGCUCUCAGUAAUUGCAGAGUUUCAUGUUUUUAAAUCCCAGCGUGGAAGGGAAGAGCUAAGGCAAACCAUUAUCAUCCAAGAAGAUACCUAAAAAGGAGGCAAUCAGCUGGAGUAAUAAUAUAAUUGAAUACAUGUUGCCCUACUAUGGCUCAUCCAGUCUUCAUUCACCUCCUAAUUACCUACUGCAGAAAUUAAGAGUUUUUAUCAGUGACAGAUUAAGGAUAGGGCAAAAGAGGCAGAGGCCCCAGGUAUCAGGAAAGGACCCAACUAGCACUUCUUGAGCAGGAGAGUGGCAGGAACUUAAGGAGCCAGGCAUACUAACAGUAAAACAAAAAAAACAAAGGCAGAUCACCAUAGGUAGGCUGUGUUGCAUUCCAUUUGUGUUAAAGGAUAUUUGAUACUGCCCCCUUGCAUACUUUUACCCUUGAAAAAUAUAUAGGCGUACAAAUUAGGGCUAGAUACCCUGGGACUGAUUAUGAAUUAAAGAGCCACUCGAGCAGCCUGUACAACCCAAUAGGUUGCUUACCCCAGUAAUGAAUAUACAGUUCUGUUAAGAAAGCAGCAUGAACCUUAAAGGAACACUAUAGUGACAGGUAUACAAACAUGUAUUCCUGUUACUAUAGCUGUAAUAUCACUAUCUAGGUUCCCGGCCCACCUGGAACCUAUGUGAAAGGUGUGUUUACGCGCCUUUAUUCCAGCGCUGCAGGGGUUCGAUGGCACUGGCUCCGCCCCUGAUCUACCUGAUUGGCCAAGAUCAUCAAUUCUGACAAUCUCAGCCAAUCCAAUGCUUUUCCA